Miscanthus lutarioriparius is the source of this 501-nucleotide messenger RNA. The record is from the annotation of a GenBank genome assembly. Lineage: Eukaryota; Viridiplantae; Streptophyta; Magnoliopsida; Poales; Poaceae.
AUGUGUCCACCCACGAGCUGUGGGUGGACGUCGGCGGCGAGCAGCUAUGGUUCGACGUCCUCCACACUACGCGUCUGGACCGACUACCUCCACAUCACCGUCGGCGGCACACUCUCCAAUGGCGGCAUCGGCGGGCAGGCGUUCCGCCAUGGGCCGCAGAUCUCCAACGUGCACGAACUUGACGUGGUAACAGGCACGGGCGAAAUGAUCAGCUGUUCGCCGGACAAGAACUCGUACCUGUUCUUUGCAGCACUGGGUGGGUUGGGUCAGUUUGGGGUCAUAACCCGGGCUCGGAUCGCGUUUGAACCCGCUCCCAAACGGGUUCUUUGGGUCCGACUCGCCUACGCAGAUGUACAAUCGUUCACCGGUGACCAGGAACUUCUCAUCUCGAAACGGUCUGCCGGCGAUUCCGGUGGUUUCGACUACAUUGAGGGCCAAGUCCAGCUGAACCGGAUCCUCACCGAGGGCCGGAGGUUGUCUUCCUUCUUCUCAGCCCUAUAG